AUGUCCCCAGCGGAUGGCCUGGUGCAGCGUGAUGCUGGCCAAGGACCACUUCCGAGUCUGGAAAGGACGCUGACAGGUAACACUGGGGCAAAGCCUGAAACUGAAGCAGAGCUUCAAGAUUUGGUCAACCAGCUCUUCUUUCUGGCAGACGUUGACGGCAGUGGAACGAUUCAGUUCAAAGAGUUCCUGGAUCAUCACGGCCGGGUUCAUGAAAUUGCAGCAGAAUCCCUUGGACGUGCCGAGGUCUUGUCGAGCGAGGAGGCACAGAGGCUCUUCCGUCAAGCGGACCGAGACCACAACCACCGGCUCGAUCGAGAGGAGUUCUUCGACUACAUGCACGGGCUUCUGAAUGUCAUUGGUAUCAAGCAGUUCAAGAGCGUGUGCGAAGUUCUCGUGAAAGAAGAGAACCUUCGCCGAGCCCUCAUGGCCGAAGGAUUCGACCGGAAAUCGUCAGAACGGCUGCUUGAGCAGGCCACAGUCGCAAAUUUUUACAAAGAGCCGAUGAAGGAGGCGGCUCUCGCCCUUCUUCAUAGCCGGGCUGAUCCGAAUAUUGCUGACAAGAGCGGGACGACUGCGCUGCUGCAUAUGUGCGGAAAGAUGGAGGCCAGCUUCGCCAAGCAACUUCUCGGUGCUCGCUGCGACCCGCUGCGGCACAACAAGGACUUUGAUUGCCCCAUCUUCCGCGCAGCACGUGCGCGGCACAUGGGCGUGCUGACUGUCUUCUUGCAGCCAGACUGGAGCCCCCCAGCGGAGGGUGCUGCCUUCGAGGAGAACUCCCCAGAAGCGAGGCAGCAACUCGGGGAGGAUUUGGUUAAGCAGAUGCACCAGUGGUCUGGUACUCAAGUCAAGCAGAUGAUUGCGAAACGUGCGGACCUGAACUACAAGGCGCUGAAUGGUUGGACUCCUUUGACUAUGGCGGUUUUCUAUGAUCGGAAGGAGUGUGUCGAGGCCCUGAUUCGCAUUCAGGAUCCGCUGAGAGGUCUGAAGCUACAGAUGCAGGGCAGGAAUGCGAGAGGGCGAGCGGCGCUACAUGUGGCAGCCCGGAAGGACCUCCCAGAGAUCGCCAAGCUCUUGAUCAGCAACGGUGCCGAUCCUGACGUCAAGGACGUAGAUGGAUGGACUCCCCUGCACCAUGCCUGUUUCAAUGGAAAUUCGGGCAUGGUGAAGGAGCUGCUCCAUGGCGGUGCCAACCUUUACAUUCGAGGCACCGGAGGUUUCACGCCUUACAUGGUCACGAAGCUGCCACAGAAGGCUACGGAGCUGAACGACGCAGCGCUUGGCCUGGUGCAGCCCAGUGAAGGAGUUGAUUUCUCAAAGCGCAUAAUCCCCAUUCUCAAGGAUGAGCAAAUGACGCCGCUGCAAAAGAUUGAGGAGCUGCUGAUGCUCCCGGGAGUCCACCAGCACCCUGACCGCCUCCGCUUGCACGAGAACUUCUUUCACGCGGCUAAGGGGCCCAACAAGGUUAAGUUGAAGCUUGUCUGGACGCACCUCAUCAUGCCCCUGCUGCCUCGGAUACGCUCUGGAGAGGUGGACAUGGAAACUGUCCCUGGUGCGCAUCUGUCGGACGAGGGGAAGGCUGCGCAUCUUGCGGAAGUCGAUCGACGCAGGCAGCUUCAGACUCAUUUUUUCCGACAUUGGCUUCUGGAGACCAGGGGACCUCGGCCAAACUCGCUUUGGAAGUUUGACAACCGGGAAGCCUAUAAGACCGAGUUGCAUAAACUUGUGGAGCACGAGCUUGACAACUUCAGAGAUCAGUUCAAUCUCCUGUACACCAAGCUAACAGACGAGGACGAAGAUGGUGACAAGCUGGUACUUCAAUGUUUCUGUUUCGAUCUUGCAAGGCCGCUGCUAUCCCAGAUCAACACGCUUGCAUUCCCGGUGUGGGUUGAGCAGCUGGAUGUUCCGGAAACUUUGGAGCAGUUCCGCUUGGUGGGUGCUGCUGGAAUGGCAGGUAAGACUGAUGCUGGAGCACGGCUGGAAUUGGUUGAGUUGCUCACCAUAUCCCACACGCUGCGGUGUGGUCGACCGUUCUGGCGGAAUGCAUAUCGGACUUGGCUGCUGCAGUGUGCGCAGCUUCUGGACCAUGAGUGUAACAGGAAGAUGCGGGGCAUCGUGGAGAAGUUCAACACUGAGCACCAGACGGAGGCGAGAAAUGGUUACCGUCAUGGCCCAGUGAAGACGGAGGAAAGAACUAGGCACAAGGAGCGAGCUCUCGGCUUGAAGCCAUCUGCUGACACCUUCGAAGGUCGGACUACGGCCUCGCAAGUCUUGGACAUGGUCCGUGGCACGGCAGGCUGCUUAGCGCUUCGAAUGCUGGACCUCUUCAGGAGCUUGGACAAAUCGCUGGAUCGGCUCCUGCUAGUUCGGGUGAUCAACCGCUACCACCCGGAGUCCGAGACCUUUUGUGGGCACAGAUUUAUCGAAAUGAACGUCCUAUUCCGCAAUGGCGUCAGGGCAGGAGCAUGUGGGCGGGAAGGGAAGUCCAUCGACCUGGCAUUGGUUGGCGAGGUAUGUAUCGUCCUGGAUGACUGGCUGAAAGUUCACAGGCAAAGGCACCUGCUCUACAAGUUGCAGCAAGGCUUUUUCGACUGGGCACCAGAGGAUGAAGAGCCUGCAGAUGAGGGGGAUGACUUUCUUAGCACAUUGUCUCUUGGAGGAGACUUCCUCAAUCUGGAUGGCGAAUGA
Molecule: messenger RNA, 2685 nt
Organism: Symbiodinium sp. CCMP2592
Lineage: Eukaryota; Dinophyceae; Suessiales; Symbiodiniaceae
Source: the annotation of a GenBank genome assembly